UGGCCAUCUAUACCUAUAAUCUUUUUCAAGACUAGCUCACUCGACCCAGCCGGCCUUUCUGGAGUCUCUGGUGUUCGUUCCUCUCCAGCAUGAUGUCAUGUCUCUCUAUCCCUUUCUUUCCUCUUUGUUUGCAUUGUCAUUCAUACUCUCUUGUCUGUUUAUUCUCUACUCGGGUCUUCUUGGUCAUAUACACACAUAUACAGGUAUUACAUACAUACGUCUUUAUGUGCGAUUUUUCCUCGUGAGGUUUGAAUACUUCUUCCUUCAUUCAUUCAUGGUGUCGGGCGUUUGAGUUCUUCAUGGACUUUCUUUUCCAACGACCUAUUCUCUCUAUAUAUAUGUGUGUU
Molecule: messenger RNA, 347 nt
Organism: Aspergillus steynii IBT 23096
Lineage: Eukaryota; Fungi; Ascomycota; Eurotiomycetes; Eurotiales; Aspergillaceae
Exons: 1
Coding region: 98-292 (64 amino acids)
Source: RefSeq, a predicted model, not a curated record